GGAGCCCAGCUGGAGAAAUGAAAGAUCCUUUGACCAACCCAGUGAUUUGAGCACAGUUUUCCCUGGAGUUUGCUGUUUCAUUGUGCUUUGUUUGCAGCUUAGCCAAUGUUCUGUGUUGGAAUUUGCCUUUUUUUUCCUUUGAAUUGUUGUAUGAUUGUUUUUACACUUAACCUUUUUUGUAAAGGUAUUUGCAUUUUAUCCAUUCAAAUGACUGUACUUCCUUCUUACUUUUGUUCUGUAUUGAUCUCACUGUUAUUUUAUUAACAUUUGCAUCCUGAAGUAGGCUGGCUUUGGUGGCAUACUGAGACAUGAAUUAAAGCGUGCAGCUAAUUUGCUCAUCAGCAAGUAGUGUGUGUGGGGUCUUGUCUGCUCCUAGCUUCUUCUCCAUGUGCUUGCCUGGGAAUUUAGCCUGGGUCAUGGCAGAGAUGAGUGUCCUUACAGCCUCAUCAUGAUGUGAAGAAAUACAGCAGAGCUGUACCUCUCCACCAGUGAUUAAAAACGGUGUUCUUCUUAGCCCUCUAUUGCUUAGCUACAAAAAUGGUUCUUCAGUAGAGUAUGGUUGCCAGCUUUACCAUUUUUUUGGAUGGACCUAGCACUGUUUACUGCAAACAAGGAAACUGGACAGAACAACCGGCUUGCUUAGAUCCAUGCAUUCUUAAUGUAACUGCUAUAAACAGUAACAACAUAGAGUUAAAAUGGAGACAGGAAGAAUUGAUGUUCCUACAUGGUGACCUCAUAGAGUUUGAAUGUAAAGAGGGAUAUGAUUUUCCCCAGACUACCCUUCCAUCUCCUGGGAGGACGCAGUGUAACCAUGGGAGACUGAAAUACCCAAAAUGUGUCGUUAAAGCUCCUAUGGAAAAAUGUGACUCUCCACCUUCUAUUGCAAAUGGGGCUCUUACUCUCCCACCCCUGACCCAGUAUGAGAGUGGUUCUUCAGUUCAGUAUAGUUGCUAUGACUAUCAUUUCUUGCAAGGAUCUGAGAGAAUCUACUGUUCUGCAGGCCAGUGGACUUCACCACCAGUUUGUAUAGGUAGGCAUGAGAAGAUACAUAAGCUUUUAUUUCUCCUAUUGAGAUGCUUUGCAUUUGUAAAUUGAGUAUUGUCAGCUGGAACAUUAAGAUCUUAACUUCAUUUUUUUUCUUUUUUUUUUUUUUUUUUUAUUUAGAGACGACAGCUUUAACAGAUGCAAGAGUAAGAGUUUGGCUCUUGUAUUAGAUAAGUCUGCCAUGUCUGCAGUGUCCAAAAAUACAGUGAUGUCACGUAUAAUAUGUUAAGAGAAUGGGGAAUAAUAACCUGCAUUCUCAGUGUCAAUUCCAGUCACAAU
Molecule: messenger RNA, 1323 nt
Organism: Cygnus olor (mute swan)
Lineage: Eukaryota; Metazoa; Chordata; Aves; Anseriformes; Anatidae
Product: coagulation factor XIII B chain-like
Exons: 4
Coding region: 556-1095 (179 amino acids)
Source: RefSeq, a predicted model, not a curated record